Eriocheir sinensis (Chinese mitten crab) is the source of this 3016-nucleotide messenger RNA. It is a transcript of the gene ktub, whose product is annotated as tubby protein homolog. The transcript has 7 exons. The record is from RefSeq and is a predicted model, not a curated record. Gene Ontology annotation, biological process: protein localization to cilium. Lineage: Eukaryota; Metazoa; Arthropoda; Malacostraca; Decapoda; Varunidae. Gene Ontology annotation, cellular component: cilium. Bases 69 to 1235 code for a protein of 388 amino acids.
CGCCUUUACGUCCUCACUUAAUCUCCCUCUCCCUCCUUCCAGGUUACGACGGCCCCCUCCAGUACGCUAUGACGGACGGCGCCUCCCCGGACGCGCCGAUGACGACUGUCCAGGUCCUCCCCGCGAUGGGCCAGACCUCAGACUUCACCGAUGACGAGGACGACAAUCCGGCCUCUGAGACGGAGCGGAAGCUGGCGGGUCUACAGCUGAAGAGUUACGUGGACGGGGACGAGGAGGACCAAGAGUCGACCCCGAUCAUUCCGUCCACGUCCCCGGUCUCCCCCGAAGAGCCGCCCCAUGCCGUGGUGCUGCCCCAGGCCCACGCCUUCACCACGCAGCAGCACCACCACCAGCACCAGCAGCACUUUCUACAGCAGCAGGACCAGCAAAGCAUCAGGCCCAGCAGUGCGGACUCACAGGGGUCUGGUGAUGCACCGAGCUCCCUGGGCAAUGGGGCGGCGGUGGAACAGUUUGUAAUAGAGCCAGCUAAGGAGGGAACGCUGGUGAAGUGUCGCAUCUCCAGGGACAGAAAGGGCAUGGACCGGGGCCUCUUCCCCACCUACUUUCUGCAUGUGGAGCGAGACGAUGGAAAAAAGAUGUUCCUCCUUGCUGGACGAAAACGCAAGAAGUCAGCAACCUCAAAUUAUCUGAUCUCUGCUGACCCAACUGACUUGUCCCGAGGUGGUGAGUCUUUCUGUGGGAAGUUGAGGUCAAAUCUCCUGGGGACGCAGUUCACCAUAUAUGAUGGAGGGGAAGGUCGUAAGAAGACACUGUCCUCAUCCACCACUGACAAGCAAAGCUCCAGACAAGAGUUGUGUGCUGUGAUCUAUGAGACCAACGUGCUGGGGUUCAAAGGUCCUCGCAAGAUGACAGUCAUCUUGCCAGGCAUGACGGCUGACCACCAACGGGUUGAGUUCAAGUCGAGUGCCGACUCUGAGAGUCUUAUAGAACGAUGGAAGAACAAGAAUAUGGACCAAUUGAUAGAGCUUUGCAACAAGACGCCUGUGUGGAAUGAGGACACGCAGAGCUACGUCCUCAACUUUCACGGCCGGGUCACACAAGCGUCUGUCAAGAAUUUUCAGAUUGUUCAUGAAAGUGACACCGAGUACAUCAUUAUGCAGUUUGGCCGUGUGGCGGAGGACGUGUUCACCAUGGACUACCGUUACCCCAUGUGUGCUCUCCAGGCCUUUGGGAUUGCCCUCUCCUCCUUUGACUCCAAACUUGCAUGCGAAUAGUGCUGUGAGUGUAGCUAAUGUGUGUGUGUGUGUGUGUGUGUGUGUGUGUCUUUCUGUCUUGGGAGGAGAUAGCUACACUAUGUAGAGUCCUAUCUAGUUGCAAAGAAAGGGAAUGGAGGCCAGUUGAGAAAAGAGCUAUGGUUUUGAGAAAAGAAGACAUAUUUAGGAUAAGGAACAUGAGUGGGUUGUAUUUGACAGAGUUGUUAGUAAAUGUGUGUCUUUCUGUGCAGUGGAGAUGGCUUUAGCUUUCUGAUUAGGCAGAAUUAAAGAGACUUAAAAGAUGAAGGGGAACCUGACAAAGGCAAAGAAAGAUGAGAAAAUAUAAUGAAAAAAGAUUGGUUUCUACUCUUUUUUUGGGUUUUGAGUUUUAUAUUGAUGGUAAAAAUGAUAGAAACCUCGUAGAUAAUUUACAGUGGGGCCUUGCAACUAGCAUUUUUCUAACUAGCGAUAUCAAGUCUAGCGAUAGGAUAGAAACAGUCCCGAGUUUCAUCACUAACGAUCAAAGCCUCGGACCUAGCGAAAAUAUUUCCAUUGGUUGGGAGUAAUGAGUGGGCAAGUUGCUUCAAGAUGGCGCAAGGAGACAUUAUGUGGGGAGCUGUGCAUGAAAGGUGGGGACCUGCUCUCUGAGUUCCAUUGAUUCGCUGGUUAUGCAACAUGGGGGUGGCAGCAGGGCGCACUCUGAGUAAGUUGAUGCAUUCCGAACUUCUUUAUUCAAUAGAAAGCACAUUCAAAGUACUUAAUGGGGAGUUUUGUUCCCAUUGCCUAUUAGUAGUUAUGUUUAUAUAUGAAUAUAAAUUUAGUAAUUAAAACUAGGUGAAAUAGAGCAAAAAAAUUGACUUCUGAAAAGUUACAGUCUGUUUUUAAUUUUUACUAUUUAGAGUUUACUCUUAAACUAGCAGUUUCAGAACUAGUGAUGUUUUUAGUCUUUUCCUAUCACUAGAUACAGGGCCCCACUGUAAUUUGAAAUGACUGAAAAAGAAGGCAUUCUGAGAAGUUGAAGAGAAAAAUACACACCUAGAUGAGAUGUUGUGGGCUGAGAGGUGUCAAAAAUGAAUGUUCCAGGAUCAGAAGUUAGAUCUUUUCUUCACCUGUAACUCUUCAUGCCUUGUCCUGGAUCCUCAAAAACAGAUGAUAUGGUUCUUGUAUGUUUGUAUUUACUCUUAAGGAGCUUUGUGCCAUUUUUGUGGAGUUGGGAAUGUUUUGUUAGUGCUCUACUAGAACAAAGAUGGUGCACUGUUCUGUCUAUAGACUGAAAAUGUCAAUCAGUCUGUCUGUCUGUUUGCCUGUAUGUCUGUCUGCCAGGAUGUCUCACUCACCUGCUAAUUAACACAAGGUGAAACACUAUUAAUAUAUGCCCCUGGUACUACCUGAGUCAUGAGGUGUGUGUAUAUGUUUGCAUUAAGUGUUUCCUUUGGUAAUGUCACUGCUUUGAUUUGUUAACAUUCCAUGACAGGAAGUUUAUCACUCUUGGCAGCCCUUGCCACAUGUACUUCAAGUUUUUAGAUGUGUUCUUUUUUCGUUUUUAGUCCUCCAGUUGUACAAAAGACGAAUAGACAGCGAACUGAGGAACACUUGUCCACUUUCUCGUUUUUGUUGAGAUCAGACUGACACAAAAAAUAUACUUAUGGAUGGAAGAGGAGAAAAUGUACAGUGAUUUCUCAUAUUCUUUAUACUACUUAAAUAAUACAAUGUGACAUCAAUUUAAAAACAUUAAGGGUAUUCUGUUUUUAAUAUUUUACUUUUAAUACAAUUUAAUGAAUUGUAAAUAUGCUGUGUCUUAA